Merops nubicus (carmine bee-eater) is the source of this 2198-nucleotide messenger RNA. RefSeq names its product tenascin-like. Gene Ontology annotation, molecular function: protein binding. The annotation marks the transcript as partial. The transcript is spliced from 12 exons. The record is from RefSeq and is a predicted model, not a curated record. NCBI's taxonomy places the organism in Eukaryota, Metazoa, Chordata, Aves, Coraciiformes, Meropidae.
AAGCAGAACCUGAGGUCGACAACCUCCUGGUUUCAGAUGCCACUCCAGAUGGCUUCCGUCUGUCCUGGACUGCAGAUGAUGGGGUUUUCGACAGUUUUGUUCUAAAAAUCAGGGACACCAAGAGGAAAUCCGAUCCGCUGGAACUAAUAGUCCCAGGCCAUGAGCGCACCCAGGAUAUAGCAGGGCUGAAAGAGGGCACUGAGUAUGAAAUUGAGCUCUAUGGAGUUAGCAGUGGACGGCGUUCCCAACCCAUAAAUGCAGUAGCAACCACAGCUGUUGGAUCUCCCAAGGGAAUUUCCUUCUCUGACAUCACGGAGAACUCUGCCUCAGUCAGCUGGACACCCCCUCGAGCCCGUGUGGAGAGCUACCGCAUCUCCUACGUCCCUGUCACAGGAGGCACUCCAAAUGUUGUUACUGUCGAUGGAAGCAAGACAAGGACCAAGCUGGUGAAAUUAGUCCCAGGCGUAGACUACAACGUUAGUAUCAUCUCUGUGAAAGGCUUUGAAGAAAGUGAACCAAUCUCUGGCACCCUGAAAACAGCUCUGGACAGCCCGUCAGGCUUAGUGGUGGUGAACAUCACGGACUCUGAGGCUCUGGCAACCUGGCAGCCAGCAAUUGCUGCUGUGGAUAAUUACGUUGUCUCCUAUGCUUCUGAGGAUGAACCAGAGGUUACUCAGAUGGUAUCAGGAAACACUGUGGAGUAUGACCUGAAGGGCCUUCGACCUGCAACUGAAUAUACCCUGAGAGUCCACGCCCUGAAGGACACACAGCAGAGCGAGAGCCUCUCCACCCAGUUCACUACAGGACUGGAUGCUCCAAGAGAUUUAAGUGCCACUGAAGUUCAGUCAGAAACAGCUGUGAUAACUUGGAGGCCUCCCCGUGCUCCUGUCACUGGUUAUCUCCUCAUCUACGAGUCCAUUGAUGGCAAAGUCAAGGAACUCAUCCUAAACCCUGAGACAACUUCCUACAGCCUGACAGAGCUGAGCCCAUCUACCCCGUACACGGUGAAACUCCAGGCACUGAACAGAUCCCUGAAGAGCAAAACAAUCCAGACGAUUUUCACCACAACUGGUCUUCUCUAUCCUUAUCCUAAAGACUGCUCCCAGGCUCUCCUGAAUGGAGAAACCACCUCUGGGCUCUACACAGUUUACGUGAAUGGGGACAAGGCUCAGCCUCUGCAAGUCUUCUGUGACAUGAGUGAAGAUGGAGGUGGAUGGAUUGUGUUCCUCAGGCGUCAAAACGGAAAGGAAGAUUUCUACAGGAACUGGAAGACUUACGUGGCUGGCUUUGGAGAUCCUAAGGAUGAAUUCUGGAUAGGUCUGGAGAACCUCCACAAAAUCACUUCUCAGGGCCAGUACGAGCUGCGUGUGGAUCUGCAGGACAAAGGUGAGACAGCUUAUGCUGUCUACGACAGGUUCAGCGUGGGAGAUGCGAAGAGCAGGUACCGGCUGAGAGUGGACGGGUACAGUGGCACAGCAGGUGACUCCAUGACGUACCACAACGGAAGGUCCUUCUCCACCUUUGACAAGGACAACGAUUCUGCCAUCACCAACUGUGCUUUGUCAUACAAGGGUGCAUUCUGGUACAAGAACUGUCACCGAGUCAAUCUGAUGGGCAGAUACGGUGACAACAGCCACAGUCAGGGCGUUAACUGGUUCCACUGGAAGGGCCACGAAUAUUCCAUUCAGUUUGCAGAGAUGAAGCUGAGACCCUCCAGCUUCCGAAAUCUGGAAGGGAGACGAAAGAGAGCAUAAAGGCCUGGAGGUGGUGGAGGGGCUACGGGGGGAGGGAUCUAGAGAGGGGUGUGGGGAGAUCCUCUGGCAUCACUGGGAUGGUGGGGUGUGAGGAGCUGGUAUUCCGACCAAAGCAUCCGUGACCCUUGGCCCAACAGAGGCUUCUGCAGCAGUCCCAACAACAAGCCUUAAGUGUCCCAGCAUUUCCAGCAGAGCAGCUCCAGCUGCCCACCAGCAACGUCCUCCACACCAAAGACAACGAUCUCAAGGGUUGUAUGUUGGUUUAUUAAUUUUUAUCUUCUCCAAAAGCCCCUGGGAUAAAGUUCUUCCACAGUCUGACUGUCUCUUGGGUGGCCCAGGGUAGGGGAGGGAGAACAGCUUUGUACAUUGGUAGUUUGUUUUAGAACCGGCCAUAUUUUACACACGGGAGUGUGUGUGAUUAAUUAUCAUUAUUAUUAUUAUUAG